Molecule: messenger RNA, 1381 nt
Organism: Jatropha curcas
Lineage: Eukaryota; Viridiplantae; Streptophyta; Magnoliopsida; Malpighiales; Euphorbiaceae
Source: RefSeq, a predicted model, not a curated record
GGUUAUGAAUAACAUAUGAAGCCACCCAGAAUAGCCUUGUAUACUGAUCAAGUUAAUUAUAUCUGAUAGGCUGCCAUGGAGGUUUCACAAGUUCUUCACAUGAAUGGAGGAGAAGGGGAAAUGAGCUACUACAAUAACUCAUUCAUUCAAAAGAAAGGCAUAUUGAUAGCAAAGCCAAUAUUAGAAGAAAGCAUAGCAGAGCUAUGUAGACAAAGCUUGCCAGAGUGUAUAACAAUGGCAGAAAUGGGAUGUUCUUCAGGACCAAAUGCACUAUUGCCACUUUGGGAAGUUAUAGAAACAAUAGACUCUACUUGUAAACAAUUGAAUAAAAAAUCACCCAUUAUGCAGGUUUUCUUAAACGAUCGUCCAGGGAAUGAUUUUAACACCAUCUUCAGGUCUAUUGUGCCCAUUUUUGAACAGAAACUGAAGAAAGAAAAAGGAAGCAAGUUUGAGCAUUGUUUUAUAGCAGCAAUGGCAGGCAAUUUCUACGGAAGGCUAUUUCCACCACAUUCUUUGCACUUUGUUCACUCUUCUUACAGCCUUCAUUGGUGUUCUCAGGUACCUGAAGGGCUUGUCAAUGAAAGUGGUAUUCCAUUGAACAAAGGCAAUAUUUGCAUGGCAAAAACAAGCCCUCCAAGUGUGCAAGAAGCAUAUAUGUACCAAUUUGUAACGGACUUUACAGCAUUUUUAAGGUCACGUGCGGUAGAGAUGGUUGCAGGAGGUGGUAUGGUCCUCCCGUUCCUUGGAAAGAGUAACAAGAAUCCUUCUUACAGAUAUGGUUGUGAACUUUUGCAAAUAAUUGGAACGUUACUCUAUCACAUGGCUAAAGAAGGACUAAUUAAAGAAGCAGCAUUAGAUUCAUUCAAUGUUCCAGUUUAUGCUCCUUCUAUAGAAGAAGUGAGGCAUGUGACUGAAACGGAAAGUUCCUUCACCAUUAAAAGACUGGAAGAAUUCGAGCUAAGUUGGGAUGCUAAUAUUGAAGAUGGAAACAGUGAUUUGGUAUUUGAUAAAUGGGAGAGAGGGAAGUUCGUAGCGAACAAAAUGAGAGCCAUAGUAGAACCCAUUCUAGUAAAUCAUUUGGGAGAUGAAUUAAUUAUGGAUAAUUUAUUUAACAGAUUAUCUUUCAAAUUGGCUGAUUAUUUAGAAAAGGGAAUUGGUUUGUAUAAUAAUUUAGUCAUUUCCGUGACAAGGAAAUGAAAAAAGUUUGAUUAUUUUAUCGUUUUCGCAAUUUUCAAUUCACCAUUUUUUUCGUCUGUGUUCAUUUCUAGGAACUCUAGCUUUCAUGUCUUCUAUUUCAAAUUGCUUCUUUAGAUAAUGUUUCUAAUUCUUGAAAUUGGUUGCUUCAUGUCUAUGUUAUUUGGCGAAUUUUAUUGUCUUUCAA